AUCUUAUGUCAGACCACUUCAAUCUAAGAUCUUAAAUUAAAUUUUACAAUUUUAGAUCAUCUCUAGUUCCCUUUUAUUUUCAUUUCUAUACUUUCCUAAAUAUAUAUUUUAUUAUAUAGUUGAAUUUAAUAUAAUGUAUUUUUUGUAUAGAGUUUAUCUAUUUUUAGGAGAAAAUAUAGAAUACUACUAUUUCCAUCUCUAAAUAUAAAAAGAAAAAAUAUUAAAUUUGAAUUGUCGCGGUGGUGAGUAGUAUAACACGGUCCCAUGGUAACACUAAUAUAAAUUUCAAAGUACAAAUCACAAUCAUCCUAGAAAUCAGUUUGAGCAAUAUUAUAGAUCCUAUUUAAUACUCCCAGCUUCUUCCACAACGAACCUGAUAGCUAUUUAAGAACAGUUAUUGUAAACACAUGUGAAAUGUACAUCAAAAGAUAAGGGACCCUGUUUGGUAUUUUUGAUCAGUUCACCAUAACUUUCCAACUAUGUUAGCAGCUUGGUAGUUCAAUCUUUCAACUGUCCCAGACCACGUGGGAUCGCAAAUUAUACAUGAUUUCGUAAUGACUUAGUACAACUGUGAGGGCAUGUUUGGACAUUCUAUACUAGAUUAGGAAAAAUAUUUCUUGUUAAACCAAUCAAUAUACAUUUGUGAAGAAAAGUAAGGAUUAUAAAUAAUGCUUCUAGUACAUUAAACAGUGUGAUUCCCCAUGUAUAACCAGUGGCGGAGCCACCCUAUACUCAAUGGGGUCAUCUGACCCAUAUCAAAUCUACAAAAUCUUAAAUUUAGGCUUAAUAUCAUACUAAUUAUUGUGGUCUAUUGGUUAAACUCUUCUUUUAUGACCCCCGUGUCUUGAGUUCAACACUCUCAUAUACUCCCUAUGUUUUUUUAAUAUAAGUUGUUUUAAAGAAUUUUUAUGUUCCAAAUUAUAUAAUAUUUUUGCUUUUUUAUGUAAAAUUUAUUAACACUUAAUGUUAUAUGACCAAUAAUAAUAUAUCUUCUAUUUUAUUAUUAGUUGAUUUGUGGUUAAAUAAAUAAUUAAUGAUGUUUUUUAAAAAAAUAUAUAAAAAACUAAUGAUUUUCUUAAUUUAUGUGCACAAUUCUAAAACGGUUUAUAUUAAAAAACGGAGAAAGUAUCAUUUUAUCUAUAUAUUAAAUGAAUAUUGACCCAUGUGGAACAUAAACCUAGCUCCCCCAAUGUGUAUAACUCAUAUUGAAUUAAAUGAACUUCCAACCUAAAACCAAUUGGUGAUAAAUGGAUUGGUAUAUCUAUUUUAUACAUUACUUAGGAUGCAUUCCAACUAUACUAAUGUAAGAGACUUAGCCUCUAAUACAACCCUCGAGAUGAUAGUUCUUUAAACGUCAAUCUCAGAAUGUUUGAAAAAUGAUCGAUGUGCCAAUUUUGGCUCAAAUAGAUUUGGAUCGGAUUGGACUGUAUGGAUCGAGCUCAUACAAAUACACUACUAGAUUUAAGUUUGAACUAGAUUCUGAUUCAUUAAGACGCGUAUUAUGUUUUUUUUUUAUAAAACCGGCGAAUUAAAUUAUUGUGAUGUUAAACAGUUAUAUUUAGAGGGUGAAUGGUUGAGUUUUAUCUCUUUAUUUUAGUUUUAUUUAUUUUUAAAUCAGUAAAAUUUAUUUUUAAUAGUUAAAUCCUAUAUCAAAUUUCUAUUAAUUGUUACCAAUCAUGCUUUACAUUUAUAUUUAAAUCUACAACAAAAAAAAGUAAAAACAAUUAUGUAUUUUAGACAAAAAAAAGCUUACAUCUUAUUUUAUAGGCUCCAUAAUCUGUAAAAUAAAAAUUACUAUUUAUUAUAUCAAAUAAAUUAGAUAAUCAUAAUAAAAACAUAUAUAAAUAUUUUUAUUUAAUUUUGAGUGCUUUUAAAUUAUCGAAAUAUUUUAAAUAACAUAAAUAUUAUUUACAUAUCACAUUUUACAUAACAGUAAACUUUGAUUAUUUCAUAUAAAAAUAGUUAAUAUAAAUUAUUUUAAUUGAUAAAAAAAUAUUUAAUAUAUAGAUCACAUAUUUUAUUUUAAAAUAUCUACAUCUUAUAUAUUUUACAGUGAUAGCAAAUUUACCUAAUACAAAAAUCUCUGCAAAAAAAAAUUGCAUUAACAAUUUUACAUCUACAACCAACUUAUCAACAUCUAAACUCUUACAAUUCAUAACUGUCGUUUGUCGUUCAGAUGCAUGAUUACCAGUUUAGUUUUCAGAGUAAUAGUUAAGUUUGUUCAUAUUAAUGGCAAAAAAAAAUUACAGCUAAAUUUUACAGACACGGUCAAAACCAAUCAUCACAUUAAUGUUUUGUUUUGGACUUGUAUUACUAAUGUAGUGAUCAGUCAUAUCCGGUUUUAUUAUUACUUAUGUAUAAACGUGACAAAUUCCAUGGAAAAUAACUUGUGUGUAUAAUAUCAUGUGAAGAUAACUUUGUGUAUAAUAAUCAGUUCGAAUAUUCUAAUUUUAAUGUGAAGAUUGUAAAUAUAUUUAUCGUUAAGUUUUUGAAGAUAUUUCUCUCUGUAAAAUAGUAAAUAGUAGGGCUGGGCAAAUAAACCGAACUCAAAAACCCGAUCCGAAUCCGAUCCGAUAAAAAUGAAUCCGAACCCGGCGUAAAUACCGAAUGAAUCUUGUUUUGUGGUAUUUCGGGUUAUGGGUAUUAUCCGAACCGAACCCGAAUCUAAAUAGAGUUUAGACCAAAAAAAAAGAAGUAAAUAGAGUUGUUGUUUGUUACCCACCAAUAAAUGUUUUUAAAAAUAUAAGGAAGUUCAGAUUUUUAGUUAUUAUAAUUUAACACAUUCGACUGAAUAUUCCUUUCUUGUUCAAAUUUAAUUAAUUUUAUAUUUAUUGUAAUUCAAUUAUGUAGUUUUAAGAUUAGAUUGUUUAGAUUCGGUAAUGAUUGUAGGAUUUAGAAUUUAAAAACUUAAUAAUAUACUCAAAACAAAAUCUGCGAUUAAUAUUCUAAAUUAAUGGAUUUGGGAGGAUAUUAUUUAAUUAUAAUGUAAAUAAAGUAAAACAAAAAUUAAAAAAGAGGUACAGUUUCUUUUAAUUAUAUUUCGUAUAAUUAAGUGGAAUUGGCAGACUACAUUUCGAACAUAACAUCAUAGCUAUUUUUAUAUAUAGUUUAGAUUUUUUUUUAAAUGAACAUUAUGUUAAUAAAAAUACACAACUUACAUUUUUAAAAUCUAACAUUGUAAAACGAAAUGUCUAUAUUGAUUAUGUUUGGUAUAAGUAUAAUGGACGAAAAAAAAGUAUAAUGGACGACCAAGUAUAUAUCAAAUCUAGUAAUUUAUAUAAUUGAGUGUUAAGGAAAAUUUUGGUAUAUGAAAAAUAAAGGACAAUGUCAGUAUACUAAAUUUUAAAAAAUAAUUUUAAAAAGAAAGUUUUAGAUUCAUGGGUGUAUUUUGUCACUUGGUUAAAAUUUGUUCAUAUCAUUCGAGACAGUAUAUAAAUUCCGUAAAGAACAUGCCUUUUUAUAUAUCAUGUAUUUUAUAAUUGAUUAGUUCCCUUCCCAUACAGUACAUGAAUUUAUUGAGCCAACAUGUUUAGUCGAAUGUAUGUAGGUGCUAUUAAGUCAAAUUAUAAUAGGUUUGUUAUUAUUAUUAUUAUUUAGAUUAAUAAGUUUGUUAUUAUUAUUGUUAUUAUUAUUGUUAGAUUAAUAACUUGUCAUAUAUAAUUUUAAUAGUAUUUUCUGUUAAGCUAAAUGGAUAUCCCCUCCCCCCCCCCCCUCAAAACGAUGGCUAUUAAUUUGAACAUCAAUUUCAAAAUGUUCGGAAAAUGGUCGAGUACCAAUUUUGGAUCGGGUUGAUGUGGAUUGGGUAGGAUUACUUGUAUCAGAUUCUAAAACUAUGUUAAAUUAGAUAAACUUUUAACUUAUAAUUAAUUGGUGAUAAAUAGAUUACUUUAUCUAUAUUAUAUUUGAGAUCUUUUUGAACUUCCGAUGUAGAGAUUUUGUCUCUAAUAUUUUUGCAUUUGAAAAUGAUAAAAUUGUUACCAUUUUUAUAUUUUUUUUUAACAUGUUCAUUUCAAAAACAAAUUGCUUAACAUGUAUGGUCUGAAAAAUAUAAUGUAUACAAUAUAUUAAUAUGUAUACAUACUAUAUAUUAUGUCAUGAGUUAACAGAAAACAGAGGAAGUAGUUAUACCCCCUACUUUUAGCGGGAUUCAAGUCCAACUAAUCAUACACACAGUAAAUACGAAAUUAAAUGAUUAAAUAAAAUACAUUUAAAUAAUAACCUAACUCCCCAACACUAUUUAAUCAACAUGGAUAAUACGGGAGACAAAACCCUUGUACUAAUAUAUAAGAGCCAAGUAUGGCUGAAAGCAAGAUUGGGGUAUAGUCAAAAUAAGAGCGAGAAGACAUGGCGAGAGAGAUGCAAGCAGAGAUAACAAUAAUGGAGCCGCUUAGCCCAGUGUCUCGGCUGUUUGUUUCGCCCGGUUUCUAUGGCGUCAUUGUCUUUACUUUAGGGUUUAAAACUAGAUGCAACUCAUCUGCCAUUGUUGAAGGUAUCAAGAACACAUGGAUCAAGCUUCCCCGCUUCUCUAGCAAAGUGGUGAUGGACGAUAAGAAAAAUGGAGAAGCGGUUUGGGUUCCUGUUAAUGUUCGAGUAGAAGAUCAUGUUUUUGUUCCGGACAUUGAUCAUUCUGACAUUACAAACCCUGAUCAAUUUAUAGAAGACUAUACGUCAAACAUAGCUAACACUCUAAUGGACAUGUCCAGACCUUUAUGGGAAUUUCAUGUACUGAAUAUAAAGACAUCAAACGCAGAAUCUUUAGGUAUAGGGAAGUUCCAUCAUUCACUCGGCGAUGGGAUGUCUCUUAUGUCUCUUCUAUAUGCUAGUUCAAGAAAAAUAUCAGACCCCAACGCUCUUCCUACUACUGCGACUACAAGAAAACAAGUUGGUUCCGAUGAUAAUUGGUGGCUGGUUGCCAGAUUUUGGCUUAUGAUUAGAGUCAUUUUUACAACUUUUAUUGAACUGUUCAAGUCCCUCCUUACACUAUGUUUUAUGCGGGAUACUAAAACUCCUCUCAUGGGUAAACCUGGAGAUCGAAAUGGACCUAGAAAGAUUAUCCAUCGGAUAGUAAGCUUUGAUGAUGUCAAGUUCGUGAAGAACACAAUGAAAAUGAAAGUCAAUGAUGUUCUUCUUGGAAUAACACAGGCAGGUCUCUCAAGAUAUUUAAGAAAAAAAUAUGGUGAAGAUCCAGUGACUGAGAAGAAAAAAUCCUUAGAGGAAACACGUCUCCGGGGUACAAUAGCUGUAAAUCUAAGACCAGAAACAAAGAUCAAGGAUCUUGCUGAUAUGAUGACAAAAGGUUCAAAAUGUAGAUGGGGUAAUUUCAUAGGUGUUGUUAUAUUUCCUUUAUGGAUAAGAUCUGAGGAUGAUCCAUUGGAAUACGUCCGGAGAGCCAAAGCUACUAUGGAUAAGAAAAAAAUCUCCAUGGAAGCACUUGUGUUAUAUGGAUUCAUCAAAUUUACAAUGAAAAUAUUUGGCGUAAAGGCCGUAGAAGCUAUCACUAAGAGGGUAUUUAGCCAUACAACGCUGACAUUUUCUAAUGUGUUGGGUCCAAACGAAGAUAUAAGUUUCUUUGAACAUCCCAUGUGUUACGUCGGAGCAAGCGCAUUGAUUGGACCACAAGCUCUUAUCAUCCAUUAUGUAAGCUACGCAGACAAGAUUAUCAUCAAUCUAGCUGUCGAUACAACAGUGAUUCCAGACCCUCAUGUACUAUGUGAUAAUUUGGUAGAGUCGCUUGAAAUCAUCAAACUUUCUCUCUUGGAGAAAGGACUUCAUAAAAUGGAGGUUUGAGACGUUCACGCGAUAUAAAAAUGGAAGUCUACGUUAAAAAGAUAACAUGUGGUGAAAUGUACUAUGUUAGCUUUUGUAUUUGUUAUGAUGUUGUGUUUAUUAUAUUAUAUAUACAUAUUCUACUUUGGUAGUAUAAACUUUUUAUUUGUAUACGAAAAAAGCAGACAUGUAGCAUUUACACAAGACGACCAAACGUAGACCACAAGCACCACUAACAUAUAUAUUUACAUAAUCAAUACCUAUUUUCAUCAGCAAACAGAAUUCGAUUCCCUUUUGCCUUGGAAUUAAAGGAACUGUUCAAGGGCUUGUGUACCAUUGCUGUUCAAGAGCUUCAUCAUGAAGUUAAACCUGGUGUCUGGAGAUGUCUUUGGUUGUGGCCAAUUUGCUCCUUCAGGGAUCUUGAUGCAUCUGUAACUUUGAUCUUUAUAAAGUUUCGUGGCCUCCGUAUAGCUCGACAUCCCCAGUUCGUGGCUUAACCCUCUGCUUUCCAGAUCAGUACUCUCGUAUCUGGAGAUGCCUUUGGUUGUGGCCAAUUUACUAACUGUCACAGCGACUAAACAUAUCCCUCUGGUAGGCACCCUGGUGGAACGUAGAAACCCAUUAUCAUCGCCAUCAACCUAUCAACUCUGAGGACAAGAUCAAGAGGGAACGAAUGUCCAGGGAAGAAGGAGGUGCAAUGUGUUUCUGCCACUUCCCACCAGUCCUCCACUCUAUCUUCCCGGACAACAAUUUCAGGUGAAACCACUGGGAAAAGAUCAAGUACAAACCUAAAAGAAAAGAACAACUUUAUCGUCUACUGACGAAUCAAAUCAUGUCGUAUGUUAAAGGAUGGGAGCUUUCAUGGAUCAUCAAUUACGACUAGAAGCGAUCUCUUCGAAUGAGACUCUCCCUUCCAUCUAUCAGUCAAAUUCUGUCUGUCCUCAGAACUUACAUGACUCUACUCUCCAGACAUAAAAGACAGUUUUGUUUGCUAUACUGAUGCAUCUUGGGUAGAUAAUCAGCACUCUGCAGGCAUAGUCUGGGGCUUUAAAAGACUCCUGUAAUAAAAUCCUGCUUCAGGGAUCAGCUUCAAUUGAUGCUACAGAUACAGUUUCAAUUUUGUUGGUGUAAGGUAAUGUUUUGUGGAGACUGCUCAGCUCUUUUUGUGGAGACUGCUCAGAAGCUGAUAGACUUGCAACUCAAGCUAGAAUAGGAAAAUAACCAUAUGUUGUAAAGUGGAUCACAUAAAUAUUUGUCUGAGUCUGUUUGUACAACACUUAUAUAAGUUUGUCUAUAAAUAAUAAUAAUAUUUAAGGUUUAACUAUAAUUUGAAUUGUAACUCGAUCUAAAUCAAAGCCCGUGAAAUCUAACUCGUUGUUCUCUAGAACUCAGUCUAGUAGCAGCUAACGGAGAGUCAUAGAUCAUCAUGCCUUAGGUCAAACCUGAUUUGCUAGACGGAGUUUGAGAAACAGAAACCGUCGGCGAGAGAAGCCAUGACGGUUUUGCUUGAUCAAAGCUGAUGGGGAUAGCUCCGUCGUCCCCAUUCCCCAACGGCGUGCUCUGCAUUUCUCACCGCACUAUUACGGAGAUGGCAACAACAAAACCGGACGGUUCAACCGGUUCAAUUCGUUAGUAAGAAUCUUGAAAAAAUUACAAUAUGACAUACUUUUUCGUUCUCUACUAGGUGAUUUUCCAGUGAUUAUGCAUGGAUAUAAAUAUUUUUAAAGUAAAUAUAUUAUAAUAAUUGAUUGUU
This is a messenger RNA of Brassica rapa (field mustard), 7519 nucleotides long. Its product is annotated as O-acyltransferase WSD1. The record is from RefSeq and is a predicted model, not a curated record. NCBI's taxonomy places the organism in Eukaryota, Viridiplantae, Streptophyta, Magnoliopsida, Brassicales, Brassicaceae. Gene Ontology annotation, biological process: triglyceride biosynthetic process. Gene Ontology annotation, molecular function: diacylglycerol O-acyltransferase activity. Gene Ontology annotation, cellular component: plasma membrane.